Messenger RNA from Caretta caretta (loggerhead turtle), 1819 nucleotides. RefSeq names its product alkB homolog 2, alpha-ketoglutarate dependent dioxygenase (gene ALKBH2). Gene Ontology annotation, molecular function: broad specificity oxidative DNA demethylase activity; cytosine C-5 DNA demethylase activity; ferrous iron binding. Lineage: Eukaryota; Metazoa; Chordata; Testudines; Cheloniidae. The record is from RefSeq and is a predicted model, not a curated record. Gene Ontology annotation, biological process: DNA alkylation repair.
GCCUUGCAGAGCACAACAAGCGCUUGGCUGGGAGAGCUGAGCAAGGGUGGAACAUUUGGCUCGCUGUCUCAGACAGGAAGUAGUGGGAGGGAAGUAGGUAUUGCUGCUGGAAAUGAGGCCUGCCAGAGCUGUCUCCAUAGCCUAGAUGCCUUUAGCGAGCUGACGGCCCGGCCAGUUUCAGUGGAGUCCUCUGUAAUGAUCUGUCUGACCCUAGGAGCAUUGCCCAGACUGAGGAUUACCCUGGAAUAACUGAGUGCAUUGGAGCUGGCCCUCCAUUCCGCAGAGGUACAGCGAUCCCCCCUCUCAGUUAGGAUUCACAUUAAGGUAUUUUUAAGUCUCUGUUACUUGGGAGCAAGGAUUUUACAGGUGUGUUUCAACGAAGCAUUUAAAAUUUCCCAGGACACUGUAGUUCCACGCAGCCCAGAAUCUAACAGAGUGAAAUCCCAUCAGGCCCUUUAGUUGCAGGCUGAUGGCUGUUUCUUAGGGGCAGCUAGGAAUGGAUAAAUUCUUGGUCAAAAGGCCUUCCCCAGGCAAGAACAAACAAGAGCCCUUAGAGAUGAAGGGAGGAGAGCUGGACUGUAUGAGAGAUGGGGGAGAGAAGAAAAGGCCCCGGUCAGAAAUGCCAGGUGCAGAUGAGUUCUUGGUGCAUUCUCCAUGGAAGCAAAUCCGGGCUGAGGGUCUGAACUGCGAUUACAAGAUCCUGUUCGGCAAAACUGAGGCUGACAAGAUUUUCCAGGAGCUGGAAAAGGAAGUGGAAUAUUUUGAAGGUGAUCUUACCAAAGUGCAAGUGUUUGGCAAAUGGCACAACAUCCCAAGGAAGCAGGUGACAUAUGGAGAUCCUGAGUUAACAUACACUUACUCAGGUGUUACCUUUUCUCCUAAGCUAUGGAUCCCAGUUCUCAACCGUAUCAGAGAGCGCAUCACCCUGGCCACUGGACACACUUUUAAUUUUGUUCUUAUUAACAGAUAUAAAGAUGGCUGUGAUCACAUAGGCGAACAUCGAGAUGAUGAGAGAGAAUUGGUUCCACAGAGUCCCAUCGCGUCAGUGUCCUUUGGAGCCUGCAGAGACUUUUUCUUCAGGCAUGGUGCUUCCCGUGGGAAAAACGCCUCAUGCCACAUUGAGCCCGUCAAGCUGCAGCUGGCCCAUGGCAGUUUACUAAUGAUGAACUACCCCACCAACGUGUACUGGUAUCAUAGCCUGCCCACCCGCAAGAAGGUGCUCGCCCCAAGAAUCAACCUGACAUUUCGGAAAGUGAUGGCUUUAGCAAAAAAAUGAAGUUAUUUAACAACCUGACAUCUAGCUUUAAACAGCGCCUUUUACCUCUGAAAAUGAGAACUUUCUUUCCAUGUCAUAAAUCAAUUUCUCUUUCAAACACUGCCUUUUCCUUUGCAUAUAUAGCAAGAGAUAGGAACCUUGCUGUGGUGCAAGCUUUGUCACAUGAGUGUAUUUAAAUUAGGAAAGCAAACAGGGGGAAUAACAUGCAGUUGUUUAGAUACAAAUAUGGCAACCACUUGAUCUUGGAUGUCAAGAUUAUAUUCCUACAGCCAAGUACUACUGUAGACUCAUAGUAUAUUUUUCGAAUGCUAUUCUCCUUGGUUCAGAAGGGAGGUUUAUUUUUAAGCCCAUGGUAGUCCUAUCAGUGAGUAUGCCUUGUUUUUUGUUUUUAAGUCUCAAGUGUGUACAGCUGCCUACUAAAUACUAAUGUACCAUAGAAUGUAAUAAUUCCCAGUAAGUCUGAAAUGUAUGGGAGUGCAUGACUGCUCUACAACUGAGUCAUGUAUAUUUUUUAAAUAAAAAUAAAAGAUUCUUCUACAAGAA